Ochotona princeps (American pika) is the source of this 1274-nucleotide messenger RNA. It is a transcript of the gene NGF, whose product is annotated as nerve growth factor. The record is from RefSeq and is a predicted model, not a curated record. Gene Ontology annotation, molecular function: growth factor activity; nerve growth factor receptor binding. Bases 394 to 1119 code for a protein of 241 amino acids. The transcript has 3 exons. Lineage: Eukaryota; Metazoa; Chordata; Mammalia; Lagomorpha; Ochotonidae. Gene Ontology annotation, biological process: nerve growth factor signaling pathway; neuron projection morphogenesis; memory.
GCAGCGCCGCGCAACUCCGCCCCGCGCGGGCUCAGGAGCGUCGGGGCCCCGCACCCCUGCCCAGAGCUCCAGAAAAGCCCCAGCCCGGCUUCGGCCACGCAUCCCCUCCUACCCCAGUGCGUUUCCCUUGGACUUCUGGAGGUGGGUUGACCUCCGGAGGGUGGAAUCCUUCCCUGGCUGGGACCGGCCAGCCCGCCCAGGAAAGAGAGGGUCCCGAAGACCCUCUACAGCCGUGGACCUCGGCACAGCCACGGCAGAGUUCUGGCCUGUGGUCGUGCAGUCCAGGGGGCUGGAUGGCAUGCUGGACCCAAGCUCAGUACAGUGUCUGGGCCCAAUAACGGCUUUUCCAAGGGAGCAGCUUUCUGUCCUGGCCACAUUGAGGUGCAUAGCGUAAUGUCCAUGUUGUUCUACACUCUGAUCACAGCUUUACUGAUCGGCAUCCAGGCAGAACCCCAUACAGACAGCAAUGUCCCAGCAGCACACGGCACGCCCCAGGCCCACUGGACUAAACUGCAGCAUUCCCUGGACACAGCCCUCCGCAGAGCCCGCGCAGCCCCUGCCGUGGCAAUAGCUGCCCGCGUGGCAGGGCAGACCCGCAACAUCACUGUGGAUCCCAGACUCUUUAAGAAACGGCGCCUACGUUCCCCUCGCGUGCUGUUCAGCACCCAGCCCCCACUGGUGGCCGUGGACAUUGAGGAGGUGGACCUGGAGGCUGACACGGACUCCCUCUCCAACAGGACUCAAAGGAGGAAGCGCUCGCCCAGCCACCCGGUCUUCCACAUGGGCGAGUUCUCGGUGUGUGACAGUGUCAGCGUGUGGGUGGGAGAUAAGACCACGGCCACGGACAUCAAGGGCAAGGAGGUGAAGGUGCUAGGUGAGGUGAACAUCAACAACAGUGUGUUCAAACAGUACUUUUUUGAGACCAAGUGCCGAGACCCCAACCCCGUGGAUAGCGGUUGCCGCGGCAUCGACUCGAAGCACUGGAACUCAUACUGCACCACAACUCACACGUUCGUCAAAGCGCUGACCACGGACGAUAAGCAGGCGGCCUGGCGUUUCAUCCGCAUAGACACGGCUUGCGUGUGCGUGCUCAGCAGGAAAGCUUCGCGAAGGGGCUGAGCCGCCCGUGGCCCCUCCCACCCACCUCCCACACUCUCCUGGGCUCCCCUCCCUACCUCAACCUGUAAAUUAUUUUAAAUUAUAAGGACUGCAUGGUAAUUUAUAGUUUAUACAGUUUUAAAGAAAAUCAUUAUUUAUUAAAUUUUGGAAGCAUC